This is a messenger RNA of Leguminivora glycinivorella, 725 nucleotides long. RefSeq lists its product as uncharacterized. The coding region runs from base 47 to 361 and encodes 104 amino acids. NCBI's taxonomy places the organism in Eukaryota, Metazoa, Arthropoda, Insecta, Lepidoptera, Tortricidae. The record is from RefSeq and is a predicted model, not a curated record. The transcript is spliced from 4 exons.
UUUGCUCCCAUUCGCAACCCAAUACGGUUUAAGGAGAUCCCUGACAAUGCUCUCUCCAGUUCAAGUUACAGUCGAGGAUUGCUGCAUCACGACCAUGGAGGGCAUGGAGGGCACGAAGGUUACGGAAUACACGACGGGUAUUUCGAAGACGGGUCUCCCUACGGCCACGGUUACGGCUACAUCCACGACGAUCAUGAUUACGAUCAUGGACAUGAUCACGGACAUGGACACGGACACGAUCACGGACAUGGACACGGACAUGGACACGGACACGGACAUUACGGACAUCAUUUGGGACACGGGCAUCAUAAACAUCACGAUCAUCAUCAUCUGGCCACAAAAGCGUUGCUAUGGCCCAUAGCCGGCAUCGCCCUCCUAGGCGCUGCUGCCGCCCUGGUCACCAACCCGGUUCUACUUCAACUUGGUGUCGUCUCCGGGAAACGAAGAAGACGCGACACCGUCGAGGUGUCAGGGGAAUCGGAUGAAAACUGGCCACUCGACCCGUACAGCGUGGAAAGAAAGCGCAAAGGAUCGAAGAAAGUCCCUGAUCGAGUUACGACAUCGGAUAAGGUUAAUCGAUUUGUACCGAUACCUCUUAAGCUUAAUAAAGAGCAUUGAUGCAAUAUGUAAGUUACUGCAUUUUUUGUAUUUUUUCUGUUAUUCUAAAGUCGGUUCGUUGUUACUCGUGUUAUUCCUAAUUAGCUCUAAUUGGUGACUGAUAGUGA